ACAGAUGUAACCCGAGAGGUUGGAUGCCAUGGUGCAGACGUGGCCGAGGCUACAUCUGUACGCAUUUCCCCCGAUUGCUCUGCUCCCAGGAGUUCUGGAGAGGGUUCGUCGGGACGUGGUCCGUCUCAUAUUGGUAGCCCCGUUCUGGCCAACCCGAGUGUGGUUCACAGACCUAAAUGCAGAACAAGAUCUUCAGGGUUUCAUCCUCCAACAGGCUGGUGAUGGCAAGUGACACAAAAUGGCUGCCACUAAAAAAGUGAUUUUUGAGACACUUGAGAAGCUUAAGAGUGAUGAUCUCACAGAAUUCAUCUGGCACCUGGAGAAUCCUACAGAAGACAUCGAGCCUAUCCCUGAAUCAAAGCUUGAGAAAGCUAAUCGUCAAAAAGUUGUGGAUCUCAUGGUACGGCAGUACACUGAUGAGGCUGGGAAUAUUGCAGUAAAAGUGCUGCGCGACAUGAAACAAAAUGAGCUCGCAAGCAAACUUGAGAGGAAACUUCAGGGAGUUCAGCAGCCUGAGCAGGUGGACGGAAGAAAUGCUCCAGUUUCUCUGCGUCAGCAGGCCAACCAGUCCGACUGGAAGAGACCAGACAGGAUUAUUCCCUGCACCCAAGAGUUUAAGGACAAAAUUCUUAGAGAGAAUAGAGAUGACGUUUAUAUACCAAAGAACAAGUCUCAGAGGAAACGUUUAGCCCUGCUAAUCACCAACAUACACGGCAGGCCCGGAGCAUUGAGAGACGAGGAGAACAUGGAGUGGCUGCUGACAGCUUUGGGUUACAGAGUUGAUAAACACACAAAUCUCUCUGGAGAACAAAUAGAGGCUGCAGUCAAGAACUUCGCUGCACAUCCUGACCAUAGAGACUCGGACAGCACCUUCGUGGUUAUAAUGUCUCAUGGGAACAAAAUCAAAAAUAAAGAUGCCAUUGCAGGUGCAGGUGUCAGUAAUACUCACCCAGAUGAUUACUACUUUGUUGACGAAAUCUUCACCCAUCUGAACUCAGAGAAUUGUCCUGCUCUGAUUGAUAAACCAAAGGUUAUUCUGAUCCAAGCCUGCAGAGGAGGUCACCCAGGAGGUGUGGAAAUUAGUGCAGGCGCACCUGACUCAGACGCUGAUGACAGCGCACUUGACUCAGAUGCCUGGGUGCACAGAGAGAAAGACUUUAUCUGUUUUAUGUCCACCCUCCCUGAUACCAAAGCAUACAGGCAUCCUGACUUACGGUCUGGAAGUUUUUUUGUCAUGUACAUCGUGGAGGUGUUCUGUGAAUGGGCUCAUAACACUCACAUUAUGGAGUUGUUCAGGAAGGUCACCUUAGGCAUGGAGAAACACCCAAGAAGAGAGGAGAAAAAACUCUUGCCGUGUAUUCACAGAACACCCCAUACAAAGAACUUCUACCUGUUUCCUGGACUCUGAUGUCCAUCUUAAAUCAAAAUCACUCUUGAUCUCUAAUUAGACAUCUAAACAAAAACAGAGUGUUCAGAAAUAUGAUUGGGUAUAAUUCACUCUCGUGUGCUCUUUCCCAAGUUUAUCUUAAUGAAUGAUCUGAAGUGGGUAAAAGCAUUGUUUCUGUUAUUGAGUCAGGAAUACAGUUACAAUGUUCCUCAUAUUCAAGACAUGCACCUGUGAUGUACUUACUAUUGACAUUUUAUUCAUAUAUACAGUGCUUAACAAAUUUAUUAGACCACCAUCCAGUGUGAGGUUUGUGCCACAGCUGCCCUAAACUAUCAGUAUUGAUGAUUAACAAAAUCAUUACAUCAAAACUGUGCAAAGACUAUUUGACCAGGAGAAAAGAAUCUGGAGUAGUGAAACUGAUGGAUUGACAAAUUUGGGAUUUAGUGGACUCAAAGACAGAUCACACAAAAGUUUAAUUAAAAGCAAGUCUUUGGGAAGAACUAGAAACUAUUUGGAAGUCAAUAACAACAGAGACUGUGGAAAAAUGUAUGUAUAUAUAUAUAUAUAUAUAUAUAUAUAUAUAUAUAUAUAUAUAAACAAUGCUAGCAAAAAUCCAAGCUAAUAUCAAGGCCAAAAGAGGACAUACAAAAUAAAAAAUUUUUUUUUUUUUUUUAUUAUUAUGUUUGAAUAUAGAGUAUUUUGUUGUUUCAGUUUGUUAUUUGACUAAUAAAUGACAACACAAUUUUUAGUUUUAAACAAGAUUUUGACAAAUUCCUAAAAUAUUUGUGUUUUCUCUUUAUUAUGACAGGUGGUCUGAUAAUUGUGUUAAGCACUUUUCACUUUCUCUUUCUCUUUCGUUGAAAUUUCUCUUAUAUAUCUUAUAUUUUACUUUUCUAUUGCCACUUUACCAAAUUAACCAUAACAUUGAUUGUUUCCAUCCAAAUCCACAAAAUAGUGAGAAUUGUAGUGGUCAUUUUUACUCCACUUGCUUUUAAGAACAUUUAUAAAUCUUUUAUACUUAAAAAAGUAAUCAAUAAAGCUUUUCUGAUUUGUUACCAUG
Ctenopharyngodon idella (grass carp) is the source of this 2447-nucleotide messenger RNA. Its product is annotated as caspase b. The record is from RefSeq and is a predicted model, not a curated record. The transcript is spliced from 8 exons. Gene Ontology annotation, biological process: proteolysis. Gene Ontology annotation, molecular function: cysteine-type endopeptidase activity. The coding region runs from base 239 to 1408 and encodes 389 amino acids. NCBI's taxonomy places the organism in Eukaryota, Metazoa, Chordata, Actinopteri, Cypriniformes, Xenocyprididae.